AUGUUCAUCUUUUGUCGUGCAGGACCACGACAUUUUGACUGCUGUUCUGCAUUUGCGGCCACCUUCGUGAUGUUAAGAGGACGAUGUUUCCGUCUCGUAGAGGAUUUAUAUCAAAGCGACAUUUAUGGUACGGAUAAUCUGUUACUGUAUUUUAAUCGGCUUCGAGGCUUUCUCAUCCGCAACACAACAGGAGCACAAAUGAUCGCGCACUUAGGAGAUUCGCAUGUUGAAGUGGGUCUGUAUCCACGUUUAUAUCUAAGUGUGAACAAUUGGAAUCACUUACAUUUCUUUCAAAGGAAAGUGUCAAUGGUUCCUGAAAAAAAUCUCUGCUCAACUGAUCCUCUAAAUCAAGGUCUUCACAAAGGUAUCGUCGUACACUUUAAACAACCGGGAUGUGAUUGGAAGGUUGAUAGACUCAUGGUGUGCUUACCAGCUUGUGAACGUGUAGAAAAUCACUGGCAAAUGACGUCUAACGUAGACGAACGUGCACUGGCUCAAAAUGGAUUCGGUUUUGAAGCGUCUUUCAACGAGAUGGAGUACGAGUACUACUUGGAGACGCACACCACUACACCAGCACGUUUCAUUUCUGAGCUAGGUAGCCAGUGUGGACUGUUCGUCGGCGGUUCGCUGAUGACGCUGAUCCAACUGUUUUUCACUGUUGUCAUGUUUAGUUUCGGCUUCAUUCGUAAAGCAUAUCGUACCUACAUUGCCGUAAAUUACUAG
Angiostrongylus costaricensis is the source of this 723-nucleotide messenger RNA. NCBI's taxonomy places the organism in Eukaryota, Metazoa, Nematoda, Chromadorea, Rhabditida, Metastrongylidae. The record is from the annotation of a GenBank genome assembly.